Molecule: messenger RNA, 2245 nt
Organism: Aphanomyces invadans
Lineage: Eukaryota; Oomycota; Saprolegniomycetes; Saprolegniales; Verrucalvaceae
Exons: 4
Coding region: 48-2096 (682 amino acids)
Biological process (GO): regulation of DNA-templated transcription
Molecular function (GO): DNA-binding transcription factor activity
Source: RefSeq, a predicted model, not a curated record
CGCAAAUUGUUCCUGUCGGCGCAAGGAGGUGCCGCCGCGCCGCCGCCAUGUCCAAGAUCACGAAGCCCAAGAAGAAUUACCUCUAUAGCCCAUACGACAUGCAAGUCGAAAACGCUGAUGAAGACGACAUGAUGGACCCCGUCUUGAGUGGCCUUCCUUCCAACUUGACUCGUAAUUUGUGGGACGAUUGGAACGACGACAGUGCCUUGCAAGACGACACAACACUCGCGAAUUUUGCAAGCGGCAUGGACAUGACGUACGUGGAAGAUGUUGAUAAACAACCACCCGCAUCGUCCGACUCGCUGCUCGACAGCCUCAUGGCGGAAGGCAACGUGAAGGCCGAGACAGGAUACGACGAUAUGAUGAGUCCACCGACGUCUUUGCGCAACUUUACAGCCCAGGAUGUGGCGGAUAUGAUGCUUCUGCCGUCUGCACUUGGAAACCCAGCGAGUGGAAUGACGUCCAAGGACACGCGCGACAGCACAUCAACCGCACAGUCCAACGUUCGCCGCGCUUCGAAUCCAUCUCCACAUGCCAACCAUUCGGCGCAUUUCCGAGGCGUAAAAGACGACAACGUCAGCGGAGGACGCUCUGCCCCGAUCUCGCCGCCCCACGAAACCAUUGUGAGCAUGCCAACGUACUCGCUCCCGACGCCGGCGUCCGUGAACCAGCCAUCGGCCACAUCCAGUUUCAGCGCCAACAGCCACCAACCCAACAUGUUUAAUGCAAUGGGCCAACCAUUCGGCGAGUACUCUACGAUGCAGCAAGGGUCUGGUUUUCAGUCCAAUGGACUUCAACUGCCGACAUCCGCCACAAAUAUGCACCACGGGUCGUCGUUUGGGUCAACGAUGCACCAGCAACCAUCUCCGCAACACAAUGGGUUUCCCAGCAACUCAGCCAACGGCCAAAACCACGGACAGUUUGGCAUGGCCACACCACAGCACAUUCUGUACCACCCAAUGCCACCAUCGCAGACCGCGCCGCCGUCUGGCACGUCCAACAGCUUGGCCGGCAUGGGUACAAGUCACCCCAGCGGAAUGUUUGGCCCCUCGUCGUCGCCGUCGCUGCUCAACAACAUGAUGAUGCCGCCCGGCUUCAUGAUGUACAAUCAAGGUCCGUACCAGAUGCACACCUCGCCGCAGCACUUUGCCAGUCAGACGGGCAAUUCAAACAUGAUGCUCAACUCGUUUAUGAACAUGCCAUCGAUGAUGGGCGUGGGUGGAAUGAGCAGUUUGCCGCCGGCGUCGCUACCGUUCGCGAUAGCGAUGCCACUGGGGCUCGGUGCGUCCGCCGUGGCCACCGCCACACCGCUCAUCGCUAAGCCUCCCUUGAAAUCUCACGUCCCGCUCGCGCGAAAGCCCGGGACGGGCGAAAUCAGCUCCAUGCUGCAGAGCUUGUUGGACGAAGAAGCCGAGAAACGCGACAAGAAACUUGAGCGCAACCGCGACUCGGCGCGCGAAUCGCGCAAGAAGCAGCAAAAGUACGUGGAAGUCCUGGAAGAUGGCAUCCAGAGCCUCCAGAUAUCCAAGGAAUCGCUGCUACGGUUCCGGUUUGGCCGGUCGCCGAUGGUCCCGCCGCAACAACUCGAGUUGAUGUGCGGCCUUCGCCCGCAUGUCCCGUCGUUCGCGACCGUCAUGCAUGCCGCGCGGCAACGACGCAUGCUUGGCCACCCCAAGCACCCCAUCCUGGACAAGGUUUUCACCGCCCUCGCACGGACCAUGACGCUGUUGCAAGCGAGCCUCCUAGACAUGUACAUGCUCUGGGACGCCGCCUCCAAUGGCCUCGCGAACGUCUUGCGGCUGUCGCCUGCCCAGGUCCAACAGAUUCAAGACUUCACGGCCGGCGUCCGCCGCCGCGAAAUGACGCGCCUCGUCCUUCUCGUGAAAGCGUUCAAGGCCCUCCGCCGCCAAGCGUUCGAACUCGGCGCGUUUGCGCCGUCCCUGGAUGUGUACUUUCGCGCGGUGCUCACGCCAGAUCAAAUGGCCAAACUCGUCACGUGGAGUGAAUCAAAUCGAAGCGAACUCUUGCGGCUGCAAUGGAUGCCCAGCGACAAUUCCCACACGAAUGGCCAACCUCGGGCCGUUGGUGCUACUUAAGGCGGCAGCGCCACGAUUCCUAAUUGUUGAUACAAGCCCGCGCAUCACCACACACGUGCGCGCAGUCCGUCCGGGCGCUGAUCCGGGCAUGUCGUGGGGCUGGAUCGCCAUGCAUAGCGCAACGGAGUAAUAAAACGGCAGACGAAGCG